AAAACCAACACAUGAGUAAAUGGUGGUCCCUAUAGUUCACGAGACUCACUGUUUAUAGAACUUUAAAGGACCAGAGUCACAAAUAUGGACGGAGAUAAUAGAUAGCCCGUAUUAAUAUUUCCUUCGUGCGUGAUAGUUGAUAGUUAAAAAAAAACGGUUAGAAGGAGUUUCAUCUUGCUUUUGACAUGUCUCUGUUUCUUGUGAACAGGUAUCUUGGGGAGGAGGAAGAUGGGAGCAUCUCAAAGGAGUCUCGGUCUCAGGUGUUACUGGCUAAACUGCAGCAGAAGGCAAAAGAGAAGCAGAAACAGAGUCUGACAGAACAGAGACAGCAGCUGCCUGAAGAACACACAGUACAGCAGGGUGUCAAAAAGAAAAGAAAAGCUGACAAGGACAGCAGUCAAGAACCUCAACACCACAAAAAGAGGAAUUUAGAAGUAGAACCUUUGGAUGUUUUGGACUCUGAAAAUCACGAUGAGCCUGUUGAAGAGAAAAAGAAGAAGAAAGGUGCAAAUGAGAAACAGAAGAAGAAGAAGAAGAAUCAAUCAGGCAGUUCACUCGAGGGUCUUUCAGACUCUCCUGAAGCUGGAAGAGAUGGAUGGGAGGAUGCGGGAGGAGAAGAACAAGCAGAGACAGAAAAUGAUCCAGCAAAACAAACAACAGAGACGAUUUCUGCUCCAACUGGAUUCACAGUUGUGGGCGGAUUUGAGAACAAACCUGUCCAAAAGGUUCACAGAGUCCUGCCUCAGUGGCUCGCUCAGCCCGAUGUGAUUCACAGGGACAUUAAAAACAACCUGGUCCCCGUAUCUGACGUCUCAGGACUCUGUGCUCCACUUGUGAAAAAACUACAAAAUAAUGGAAUACAACACUUCUUCCCAGUGCAAGCAGAGGUCAUCCCGGCCAUCUUGGAGAGCGCGUCCAAUCAGCAAGGGCUGCUGAUUGGACGUGGUGGCUACAAGCCCAGAGAUAUGUGUGUUUCUGCACCAACAGGCAGUGGAAAGACUCUUGCAUUUGUCGUACCUGUCAUACAGGUGCUGAUGGAGCGGGUGGUGUGUGAAGUCCGGGCUUUGGCUGUGUUGCCGACCAAAGAGCUUGCUCAGCAGGUUUGCAAAGUGUUCUCAUCAUACGCUGAGGGAACGCCUCUGAAAGUGGUGAUGCUGGCUGGUCAGAGGUCCUUUGCUGCAGAGCAGGCUUUACUCUCAGAACACAGAGGGGGCACGAGACGCAGUCUAGCAGACAUCGUCGUGGCCACUCCAGGUCGACUGGUUGAUCACAUCAACAAGAAUUCAGGAUUUUGUCUGGAGCACCUUAGGUUCCUUAUCAUUGACGAGGCUGACAGAAUGAUUGACAGCAUGCACCAGUCUUGGCUUAGUCAGGUGGUGAAGGCGGUGUACAGGUCAGGAAGUGGACCGGAGAACAUGUCCAUCUUCAGGAGGACUGAGCCAGCACAUGUCACAGCAGCCAGUCUCUCUCCACCUCAGAUGCCUCUGCAGAAGCUGCUGUUUUCUGCCACACUCACGCAGAACCCAGAGAAGCUGCAGCAGCUGGGCCUCCACCAGCCCAGACUCUUCAGCUCCAUCCACAGCCACUCCAACACCACGCCAGCAGCCAGCGCCCAGAAACAAGACCGCUUCGACUUCCCACAGGGUCUCACGGAGUAUUAUGUUCCCUGCACGCUGAGCAAAAAGCCCCUCCUCAUCCUCCACUUCAUCCUCCGUAUGAAGCUCAGCCCCAUCCUCUGUUUCACCAACUCCAGAGAGACCGCACACAGGCUCUUCCUGCUGGUGCAGCUCUUUGGUGGAAUUCAUGCUGCCGAGUUCUCCUCCCGACUCUCUCCCGGGGAGAGGAAGAAGACGCUGAAGGAGUUUGAACAAGGAAAGAUCCAACUGUUGAUCAGCACAGACGCAGCUGCCAGAGGCAUCGACAUCAACGGGGUCAAAUGUGUUGUGAAUUAUGAUGCACCACAGUAUGUCAGGACAUACAUUCACAGGAUUGGAAGAACAGCUAGAGCAGGGAAAGCAGGUCUGGCCUUCACCUUCCUGCUGGGAGUACAGGAGAAGAACUUCCUUCAGAUGGUGGUGGAAGCAGGAAGCCCCAGGAUUCAAAAGCAGAUCGUUAAACCCGAGAACCUCAAGAGUAUGGAAGCCCGAUAUGAACAGACACUGCAAGAGCUGGCUAAUGUCAUCAAGGAGGAAAAAGCCAAAUAACGGAGCAGCACCGACAUUCUCCUCUGAGCUGACGCCUAUGCCUUACAAACACUGCACUGCUUUUUUUUUUUUUGUUUAUGUUCAAUAAAACAUAAUGUGUAUGUGGUGAAGCUGCUGACUGAACCUGAGGUCAUUACACACAGUCUGUGAAAGGUUUCACUGCCUUUGCUUUCUUUCCCAUCAGCCUAACACACAUAAAUAAACACAUUAUGAAGUGAAUGAGCACAUGUGAAUUCAGAAGCUAUAAUAAUUUACAGUUUAUGAUAUAAAGAGGAGUCAGAUUUUGUUUCAUUGGAAUUAAUUGUCAUUAUAAAAUAAAACAAAAACACUUUUAAAGAACCAGAAAUCAUUUCUAUGUGUCAGCCCUGGGUGUUUCCCAGUACAGCUGACAUGUUGCUGGUAACUGGUU
Toxotes jaculatrix (banded archerfish) is the source of this 2613-nucleotide messenger RNA. RefSeq names its product DEAD (Asp-Glu-Ala-Asp) box polypeptide 51 (gene ddx51). Gene Ontology annotation, molecular function: nucleic acid binding; ATP binding. The transcript has 16 exons. The record is from RefSeq and is a predicted model, not a curated record. Lineage: Eukaryota; Metazoa; Chordata; Actinopteri; Toxotidae. The coding region runs from base 186 to 2204 and encodes 672 amino acids. Gene Ontology annotation, cellular component: nucleus.